Penicillium bovifimosum is the source of this 894-nucleotide messenger RNA. RefSeq names its product carbonic anhydrase. The record is from RefSeq and is a predicted model, not a curated record. The transcript has a single exon. Lineage: Eukaryota; Fungi; Ascomycota; Eurotiomycetes; Eurotiales; Aspergillaceae. Gene Ontology annotation, cellular component: cytoplasm. Bases 1 to 894 code for a protein of 297 amino acids. Gene Ontology annotation, biological process: cellular response to oxidative stress; carbon utilization; cellular response to carbon dioxide. Gene Ontology annotation, molecular function: carbonate dehydratase activity; zinc ion binding.
AUGAGUGCUGUGAGAGUCGCCAGCCGGUCCGGUGUCCUUUCGCGGGUAUUGGGGGCUUCUUGGAAGUCUUCCGGUCUCGUGCAAGUGACUCGGUCCCGUGUGACGCAUAGCCUGCCCAAUCCCUCGGCAGCUCGUGCUCAGCCCUUCUCAAUGACCACGCCCUUCUCCUGCGCCAAUCACACAAGCGCCACCGCAGCUCCUCAAUCAAGCACGGAGAAAAGUGCCAAUGCCAAGACCCAAACUGACAUGGACACCUUGAACUCCGCAGAUCGGUACGCGGCAGCCUUGCGCAACAACAAGGAAUGGGCUGCCCAGGUAGCCCGCGAACAGCCCGAUCUCUUCCCCACCCUCGCAAACGGCCAGAAGCCCCAGAUUCUCUGGAUCGGAUGCUCCGACUCCCGCUGCCCUGAAACCACCUUCUUGGGUUUGAAGCCUGGCGACGUGUUCGUGCACCGUAACAUCGCCAACGUCCUCCACCCCGGCGACCUCAGCUCCUCCGCCGUCAUCGAAUACGCUGUACAGUAUCUGCGCGUCCAACACGUUAUUGUCUGUGGACACACCGCCUGCGGUGGUGUCGCGGCCGCCAUGGGAAACAAGAACCUGGGAAUUUUGGACCCGUGGCUGUUGCCCCUUCGUCAGCUGCGCGAGCGCAACCUUGAGCUCCUCCAGUCACUGAGUCCCGAGGAUGCCGCGAUGAAGCUGGCUGAGCUGAACGUUCGCGAGGGCCUGAACAUUGUCAAGCAGAAGAGUGUUGUGUUGAGCGCCAUGCAGGAGCGUGGACUUGAGCUGCACGGGUUGAUUUAUGAUGUUGGCUCGGGUGUCCUCAGUGAACUGGACACUCAGGAUUCCGAGGAGGCGAUCAGGGCUCGUUUGACUGCAUUUAAGACGGAAUGA